UUUAGGGUUUAAGGAAAUAAAAAAAUAAAAAGUACAGAAAAUCAUAAGCAUGCAUGUCGAGCGAUAUGGAACAGACGGAUUUUAGGGUGCGGGGGCCAUCGUAAAUUGUUAUGUAGGUGCCUGAAGUGUGUUCCGAAGAAGGUUAAUCUGAAUCGACCAACUAAAACUGAGAGAAUGCAAGCUCUGUCGCUGACUCUUAGCAAGAGAUUGAGGCUCUCCGAUUCUAACUCCAAGCCUCUCUUCAGACUGUCAUCGUAUUUAUAUUAUUCUUUUUCUUGCUCUCCUCCACUAUUGUACUCAAUGCCUUCACCGCCUUCGGGUCCCUUCACCGCUCCAUGGUCUACCAUUCAAUGUCGGGGAAUCAAAGUCUCUGGUUCUGAUGUUAGAGUCGGAAAUAUCAUUGAAAAACUAGGUCGCAUUUACGAGGUUCUUAAAGUAGAUCACUCUCACGAAGGAAGAGGAAAAGCCACAAUCAAGGUGGAACUUCGUGACAUUGGGCACGGUAACAAGGUAACACAACGAAUGGGUACUUAUGAGGAUAUUGAAAGGGUCUACGUUCGGGAAAAAACUUUCAUUUAUAUGUGCAUGGAUCAUGAUGGAACUGUAGUAUUAAUGGACCCUGAUACAUUGGAUCAAAUGGAAGUUUCCAGAGACUUGUUUGGCAAGAAUUGUUUAUAUCUACAAGAUGAAAUGAAAGUUAAGGUACAGUUUUAUGAUGAUAAACCUUUAUCUGCAUCUGUUCCAAAACGCGUGACAUGUAUUGUCAAGGAAGGGAUUGCAGCCACUCCGAGGAAUAAAAAGGUUGUACUGGACAACGGCCUUACAGUUGAAGUUCCACCUCACAUUGUAGCUGGUGAUGCCAUUGUUGUUAAUACAGAGGAUGACUCUUACAUCGAAAGGGCCAAGGCAUAGUGUGAUUUCAGCCAGAAUUUAAGCGGCGACCUGUGGGAUGCAAAUCAGAUGUGACCUUUUUAUUUACCCUCCAUCCCUCUUUCUCUUGAAAAUAAGGCCUGUUUUGAUUAUCUUUUAUUUAUGUUGGCA
Gastrolobium bilobum is the source of this 1041-nucleotide messenger RNA. RefSeq lists its product as uncharacterized. The record is from RefSeq and is a predicted model, not a curated record. NCBI's taxonomy places the organism in Eukaryota, Viridiplantae, Streptophyta, Magnoliopsida, Fabales, Fabaceae. The transcript is spliced from 11 exons. Gene Ontology annotation, molecular function: translation elongation factor activity. The coding region runs from base 175 to 912 and encodes 245 amino acids. Gene Ontology annotation, cellular component: cytoplasm. Gene Ontology annotation, biological process: translational elongation; peptide biosynthetic process.